AUGGAAAAUUACGAAGUGAUUGGUGAAAUUGGUGCUGGAUAAUUCGGCAAAGUAGUUAAAAUUAAGAGAAAAUCAGACAAUAAAAUUUUAGUAUGGAAGCAAUUAGAGUAUGGUAAAAUGGAUGAAAAAGAAAAAAGUUAAUUAGUUGCUGAAGUAAAUAUUCUUAGAGAAAUUCGUCAUCCAAAUGUAGUCAGAUAUUAUGAUAGAAUAAUUGAUAAGCAGAAUUAACAUAUAUAUAUCAUUAUGGAGUAUUGCGAAGGAGGUGAUUUGGCAGCUUUUUUAAAGAAUCUAAAAAAAGAAAAAGAAACUAUCCCAGAAGAAGCUAUCUGGAGAAUUUUUAUGCAGAUAGUCCUUGCUCUGCAUGAAAUUCAUCAUAAAAAAAUUAUGCACAGAGACUUAAAACCUGCAAAUAUAUUUUUAGAUUCAAAAAACAAUGCUAAACUUGGAGAUUUUGGUUUAAGCAAAAAGCUUUCAGAUGAAACAAAGUUUGCUUACACAAACGUAGGUACACCGUAUUAUAUGUCUCCAGAAUAAAUAGAAGAAAAUAAAUACAAUGAAAAAUCAGAUAUUUGGGCAUGUGGAUGUCUUUUGUAUGAGUUAGGGGCUCUUUCUCCACCUUUCCCAGCAACUAAUCAUCUUGCCUUAGCAAUGAAAAUUAAAAAUGGGAAGUUUGAAAGGUUGAGCAAGUAAUAUUCUGAUGAAUUAAUGAGAGUAAUUUCUUGGUGCUUGCAAAAAAAUUCAGAAAAUAGACCGUCUGUUGAUGAUCUUCUUAAUUUACCCUAAAUUUCUAUGAGGCUUAGAGAAAAAAGGUUAAAGGAGAAUUAAAGUGUGUUAAAGUAAAGAGAAGAUGAUGCUUCGAAAAAAGAAGAGACCUUAAAUGCAAUGGAAAAUUCAGUAAAAUUAAGAGAAGAUCAGUUCACUAAGUAGUAAGAGGAAAUAUAAAGUUAAAUGAGGGUUCUAGAAGAGAAGAAAAGCAACCUUUUGUUACAAUAUUAAUAGCUAACACUAAAUUAGCAGCAAAUACUUGGAUAACAGUUGAUGCAAGGAAACUAGAAGCAAAAUGGCUCCAACUUAUAAUAUAAUUUAUAGAACUUAAAUGGAAAUGGUUAUUUAGGAAAUAAUAAUGGAAUAUAAUUAUCUACAUAGAAGCCACCAUAAAUAUCCUUUAAUAAUACAUCUUCGAGUAUAACUAGUAAUACUAAAAGGAGUUAAUGUAAAAAUAAUGAAGAUGGAAAUUAAAAUUUUUUUUCUCCUGCAGCUCAGGUUACUCAAUUUUCAAGCACAAUUGACAUAUAAAAUUACUCUUCAAAUCCUUUGUAAUAGCAACAAUAAUUAACAGCAAAUUCUUAAAUCUACUUUAGUAAUAUAAUGUAAAGCUAAUCAUAAAAUAUUGAUAACAAAAAUUUUUAUUUAUUGAACUCUAAUACUUAAUAAAAUGUUAAUGAUAGCAACAUUGAUUAAAAUAUAUAACUCUUUAAUUAGAACAAUGACAUAUCACAAAAAAUACAGUAAUAACAAUAAUCCAGUACGCAGUAAUUAAAUUCUGCUAGAAGCUCCUCAUUAAAUGCAAAAAUUAAAAUGCAAUUUUGA
Molecule: messenger RNA, 1590 nt
Organism: Tetrahymena thermophila SB210
Lineage: Eukaryota; Ciliophora; Oligohymenophorea; Hymenostomatida; Tetrahymenidae
Product: Serine/Threonine kinase domain protein
Exons: 2
Biological process (GO): protein phosphorylation
Molecular function (GO): protein kinase activity; ATP binding
Source: RefSeq, a predicted model, not a curated record